AUGAAGCUCUCAAUUCUUAUUUCUAGUUCGCUUCUCUUCGGCGGCGUUCUUGCCGAUGUACACAACUUCUGCGCCUGUGGCAAGCGUCACGGUAGCAACUCUGUUCAAGACGCAUACUGGGACUUCGACACUGCUGCCUCGACUUUUGCAUGCACCCGAUACAGGAACCGCAAUACCGGCACUAAAAAAUGGGAUAGUUGCCCUGACUGCAAAAUGGACACGUACGCUAUGGAUGGGUGGUCUGGCACUCCUUCUUGCUUCUCCUUCGGCUUCCACAUGGGUGGUGAUGAGUUCGAUUACUACUGUGGCUUGAAGGGCUUGCAGGGAUACUGUAAGAACGCGGAGUAA
Messenger RNA from Penicillium mononematosum, 348 nucleotides. RefSeq lists its product as uncharacterized. The transcript is spliced from 4 exons. Bases 1 to 348 code for a protein of 115 amino acids. NCBI's taxonomy places the organism in Eukaryota, Fungi, Ascomycota, Eurotiomycetes, Eurotiales, Aspergillaceae. The record is from RefSeq and is a predicted model, not a curated record.